Molecule: messenger RNA, 854 nt
Organism: Cylicocyclus nassatus
Lineage: Eukaryota; Metazoa; Nematoda; Chromadorea; Rhabditida; Strongylidae
Source: the annotation of a GenBank genome assembly
GGGUGUAGUUAUCAAAAUCGUCCAACAGUAAGUGUUAUUGCACAGGAAAAAUGGCGUUGAGGAAUCUAAAGCCCGAAGGCGUAUUUCUGUUUAGAGAUAAUAGCUUGUGCCGAGCCGAAUCUCUUGCGCUUGCUCUUCUGGGCUCGUCAAGGUCCUUAUUAGUGUUGACCAUCACGGGAAGAGAGAAAGUAUUGAGACGUCGCUUUACUACAUUAUGUGACAGUGCCACAUUCGUCGAACUUGAAAGAGGCGCAUCUUUGGAGAAAGUUCAUGGCCAGAUUAUGUCAUCUUCUCCAUCUGCUUUUUUGUUGGACUGUGCAGAACUUUUUAUUGAAUUAUACGGAGUGGAUAGCGUAUCUGCUUUUCUGUUCCGGUUAAAAGAAAAAUGUGCUGUGAUGACUAUAUGCUCCGAGUCUUCCGUUCCCGAUGAACAAUUUAGAAGAUUAGUAUCAGUUGCAGACACAGUUAUCACACUAGAGACACAUGAAGGAGUUUGCAUAGCUGAUAUCAUGACGUACAAGAAAAAUGGUAAACAUGCAAAUAUGAAGGAGACAUUCAGCAUAUCAGAAGAUUUGAAGAUAUCCAGUAAAAAGUAUGUCCCAUCUGAAUCGAUUCAAGCGCAGUUGAAUAAUCCCAGAACAGAGAUAUUGGAUAUGGAACCCGAGCUAGGAGAGAAAGAACGUGAUGCCAAACAGAAUCUCAAUCUACCUUUCACUUCCGUAACGAAACAGUCAGAUCUCGUCAGUCUGCGACUGGCUGAUCGGAAAGUUCGUGUUGGCGGUCAGAUUAUAUAUACACCUGACAAGGAAGAUGAUCUGGAUGAUAGUGAUCCCGACGAUGAUUUGAACUUAUGA